Molecule: messenger RNA, 1029 nt
Organism: Aspergillus tanneri
Lineage: Eukaryota; Fungi; Ascomycota; Eurotiomycetes; Eurotiales; Aspergillaceae
Gene: VDAC1
Product: porin
Exons: 5
Coding region: 1-1029 (342 amino acids)
Biological process (GO): monoatomic anion transmembrane transport
Cellular component (GO): mitochondrial outer membrane
Molecular function (GO): voltage-gated monoatomic anion channel activity
Source: RefSeq, a predicted model, not a curated record
AUGUCUGCCCCUGCUGCUUUCUCCGACAUCGCCAAGGCGGCCAAUGAUCUCCUGAACAAGGACUUCUACCACACCAGCGCUGCUAGCCUGGAGGUUAAGUCCAAGGCUCCCAAUGGCGUCACUUUCAACGUGAAGGGCAAGUCUGCCCACGAGGGUCCCAUUGCUGGCACUCUCGAGGCCAAGUAUGUCGACAAGCCCACUGGUAAAGGCCCCCUACGACGCAGACCUCCCGACCCCAGUUGCACUCCGCAGCACGAGCCUCGGUCGUCCAUGUUUUCCUUCUCAUGCGGCCACACCUCGUCUAAGCGUGUUCAUUUGACUUUCACUUCAAGGAUUAGCGAUCAUGCAGUCAUGCUAAUGUUGCGUCCCUGCCCAGGCCUCACCCUCACCCAGGCAUGGACGACUGCCAACGCCCUCGACACCAAGCUGGAGCUUGACAACAACAUCGCCAAGGGCCUGAAGGCUGAGAUCCUGACCCAGUACCUGCCCGCCAAGUCGUCCAAGGGCGCUAAGCUCAACCUCUACUUCAAGCAGCCCAACCUGCACGCUCGUGCCUUCUUCGACCUUCUCAACGGCCCCUCGGCCAACUUCGACGCUGUUCUCGGCCACGAGGGCUUCCUCGUUGGUGCUGAGGGCGGCUACGACGUUCAGAAGGCCGCCAUCACAAAGUACUCCGCUGCCGUCGGCUACAGCGUUCCCCAGUACACCGCUGCCAUCACCGCUGGCAACAACCUGACUGUCUUCGCUGCCAGCUACUACCACCGUGUCAACGCCCAGGUUGAGGCCGGUGCCAAGGCCACCUGGGACUCCAAGGCCGGUAAUUCCGUCGGUCUUGAGGUUGCCAGCAAGUACCGCCUCGACCCCUCUUCCUUCGCUAAGGCCAAGAUUAACGACCGUGGUAUCGCCGCCCUGGCUUACAACGUUCUCCUGCGCCCUGGCGUCACCCUUGGCCUUGGUGCCUCUUUCGAUACCCAGAACCUCAACCAGGCUGCCCACAAGGUUGGUGCUAGCUUCACCUUUGAGGCUUAA